AUGGGGACUUUGGAGUUGUCAAGAUCGACAACCGUGAACAGUGAUGAGGGAUAUUUAUCUGAUGCGAAGCUGGUGUAUGCCCAGCCCAGGGAGGAAAAGGGUUUGAUCCUGUCAGUGUCUUCACAGAAGGGGUCGAUGGAGUUUGUGGAGGCAAUUGUUUCGUUGUCUUGUGAUGAUAGGGCUGGGGUCUUGGAGGAGGGUAGUGAAGGGUUAAAGGGGUCAAUUUCUUCUGUGGAAGAGGUGCCCUGCCUUGAAUGGCCUUGUAACUCUUCUGAUUGGGUUCUGAGGAAGGUUGAAGAGAUCAGAGACGUUGUGGGGAUUUCUUGUCAUGGAUUUGAAGAACAUUUUAGAGCUCUUCUAAUUGCUAUAGAAGCGGGUCAACCUGCUUUGGCCAAAUCUGCUGCAAAAAAGGAGAGGGAACUUAAAAGGUUGGAGUGUUCUAUCACCUACAAGUCUAAGGAUGAGAGUGUUUGGAGGGAAAAAGAUUUGCCUUUGGUGGGAGGAGAGUAUUCUUGGUCUAAUGGCAGAUCUUCUUCUAGGUUGGAUAGGUUUCUGGUCUCGUCUUCUUGGGAAGCACAUUUUUCUGGUUUGACGCAGAAAGUUUUGCCGAGACUGUGUUCCAAUCACUUUCCCAUUAUGUUGGAUUGUGGAGGAAUUGUGAGUAGAAGAAGUUAUUUUAAAUUUGAGAACAUGUGGCUAAAGGUUGAAGGUUUUGGGGAAAAGGUUAGAGGUUGGUGGAAUUCUUAUAAUGUUUCUGGCACUCCUAGUUUUGUUUUGGCUAGAAAGUUGAAAUUGCUUAAGAUAGAUUUGAUGAGAUGGAAUAAAGAGGAGUUUGGGUUGUUGGAUACCAAGAGGAAGCGGCUUAUGGAGGAAUUGCAAUCUUUGGAAGAGAAGGAGGUGCAAGGGUUGUUAUCGGAAGAGGACAAAAUCAGGAAAUUUGGGGUGGUUUCUGAUUUGGAAAAUUUAGCCUUAAUGGAAGAGAUUUCAUGGAGAUAUAAUGCGAUUGAGGUCCUUUGUGAUGGGGACAUGUUGAUUACGGAUGAAGAAGAUGUUAAGGCCCACAUUGUGAAUUUUUUUGAGCAGUUGUUUUCAGAAAAGUUUUCUUGGAGACCAAAACUGGACAGCCUUGCUUUUGACUCUAUAGAGCAGUUGGAUGCUGAGUGGUUGGAAAGAGAGUUUGAAGAAGAAGAAAUUCUAGAUGUGGUAAAAGGUAUGGACAAGGAUAAGGCUCCGGGUCCGGAUGGGUUUACUUUGACAUUUUUUCAAGAGUGUUGGGAUGUUGUUAGAGAUGAUAUCUUGAAGGUGUUUGCCGAGUUUCACUCGUUUAUGAAGUUUGAGAAGAGCUUGAACACUACUUUCAUUGCUCUUAUUCCGAAGAAGGCAGGGGCUGUGGAGAUAAGAGACUUUAGGCCUAUUAGUUUGGUGAAUGGCAUUUAUAAAAUUAUCUCUAAGGUGCUGGCUAAUCGUUUGAGUAGGGUGAUGGAGAGGAUAAUUUCACCAUCUCAAAAUGCUUUUGUGAAGGGUAGGCAGAUUUUAGAUUCUGUUUUAAUUGCUAGUGAAUGUUUGGAGAGUAGAUUGAAGGUGGAGAAAGCUGGUAUUCUUAUUAAAUUGGAUAUGGAAAAGGCUUACGAUCAUAUAAGCUGGGAUUUUCUUGAUUAUUUAUUGAGGAGAUUUGGUUGUGGUGUUAAAUGGUGCUCGUGGAUUAAAAUGAUUGAGAAGGCUGUGGAGGGUAAUUUUCUGUCCAGUUUUGUGGUGGGUAAUAAGAUUAGGAAUAGUUUAAAGAUCUCUCAUUUGUUAUUUGCUGAUGACACUUUGAUUUUUAGUGAGCCUGAUUCGGAUAAUAUUCGUGCUUUAAGAGCACUUUUGCUAAUUUCUUCUAUGUCUUUGAGGUAUCUUGGGCUUCCUUUGGGAGCCUCUUUUAAAGCUGUCAACAUAUGGGAUGGGGUAAUUGAAAAAAUUGAAAAGAGAAUUGCCAGGGAUCAUAAUGCAACUAUUUAUGAUUCUUACUGCAAUAGUAACAACAAGGUUGAAUGGAAUAUUAUUUUUACAAGGGACGUUAAUGACUGGGAAGUGGAUGAAGUUAAGGCUCUGCUGGUUAAACUCUACAGUUCAAAGUUGGUGCUUAAAAGAGAGGAUAGUAUGGAGUGGAUUCCUGCUGGAAAUGCUAAGUUUUCAUACCUUGAUCUUCCAUUGAGGGCCCCUCAUAAAUCCAAGGUAAUAUGGGAUGGUGUUAUCGAAAAAUUUGAGAAUGGAUUGUGGAAUGUGUCAUUUAUCAGAGCAGUUCAAGAUUGGGAAGUGGGAGAUAUUUCUGAUUUCUUUAGCACCUUAUAUGCAUUGAAUUUGGAGUGUGGUGUGGAGGACAAGUUGCUGUGUAUACACCCCAGGAACAAGAAUUUCUUAGUUAGAUCUCAGUACAAUGCUUUGUCUACCCAUUUUUCUACUCUUUUCCCUAGGAGAAGCAUUUGGAAGUGUAAAGUGCCAUUAAAAGUUGCUUUCUUUGGUUGGCUGGCCUCUCAUGGGAAACUUCUGACCAUGGACAAGUUGAGGAAGCGUGGUUUUUUUUAUAAUAGAUUGGUGCUUGAUGUGCAAAAGGCAUGGCGAAUCGACGGACCAUCUACUUCUCCAUUGCGAUGUGGCGAAUUCUCGAUGGGAUGA
Molecule: messenger RNA, 2655 nt
Organism: Juglans microcarpa x Juglans regia
Lineage: Eukaryota; Viridiplantae; Streptophyta; Magnoliopsida; Fagales; Juglandaceae
Exons: 10
Coding region: 1-2655 (884 amino acids)
Source: RefSeq, a predicted model, not a curated record